AUGGCACUAGAGAUUAUCAUAGCGAUGCUCUUCUUUCUCUCACUUAGGCAUUGGUGUAGAAACAGCAACUCCCACAUUACAAAUUGGCCUAUUGUUAGAAUGAUGGCAGCGCUUCUUUGCAACCCAGGGCGAAUUUUUGAGUUUUUCACCCCUCUUCUUAAUUUGUGUGGGGGAACUUUCAAGUUUGAGGGAUUUUGGUUUCCUAGCUUGGACUUUGUUCUCAUCAGCAACCCCGUGAAUAUCUAUCACAUUUUGUGUAGGAACUUUGAUAACUAUGAGAAGGGUUCAGAGUUCAGGGAAAGUUUUGAACCCUUCGGAGAAGUGAAACAGGGGAGCCAAGUGGACCCUGAAGAUGUACUUCAGCGGUUCGACUGCGACCACAUAUGCUUGUUAGCAUUAGGUUUUGACCCGAAAUCUCCAUCUACUGAAUUUCCAAAAGUUUCGAGCAAAGUGGCAUUCGAGGAAGUAGAGGAGGCUUUGCUGCAUAGGAAUAUCCUGCCUGUAAGCAUUUGGAGGUUGCAAAGAUGGCUUCAAAUCGGAGAGGAGAAGAAGUUGACCUUUACGGUCGAAGAAGAAGGAGAAAUGAGUAGACUCGAAAAAUCUGAUAAGUUUCUAAGAGACACUGCAUACAGUUUCAUUACAGCAGGCAAGGACACUAUAAGCACUGGCCUUUCUUGGUUUUUCUGGCUUAUUGCAACACAUCCAUACGUAGAAAGCAAAAUUUUAGAAGAGAUCAAGGGGCAUUCCCCAGCAAGGAAAGAUAGGAACCUGAUGCCUUUUACCGGGGAAGAGAUGAACAAAUUCGCAUGCCCACAUGCAGCCUUAUGUGAAACAUUAAGAAGCGGAAAUCGUGUUGAUGAGGGAGCAAGGAUCUUUAUUUCUUUCUAUUCAAUGGGAAGGACGGAAGAAAUAUGGGGUAAAGACUGUUCAGAAUUCAAGCCGGAAAGGUGGACAUCGGAGCGUGGAGAUCUCAUACCUGUACCAUCUUACAAGUUCAUACCAUUUAGUGCAGGGCCAAGAGUUUGUUUAGGGAAGGACUUGAGUUUCAAACAGAUGAAGACUGUGGCAAUUAACGUACUUUGGAAUUCCCAAGUUGAAGUUUUGGAGUGCCAAACUGUUUUCCCAAGCAGUCAGUCAACCGGACUUCACUUUGAAAAUGGUUUGGAGGUUAGAAUCAAGAAAAGAUAUGUUUAA
This is a messenger RNA of Theobroma cacao (cacao), 1194 nucleotides long. The record is from RefSeq and is a predicted model, not a curated record. NCBI's taxonomy places the organism in Eukaryota, Viridiplantae, Streptophyta, Magnoliopsida, Malvales, Malvaceae.